CAGUCUUAUGAAAGUCGCUGCUUGUUGUAAUAUAUAAAUAAAACGACAAACUCACUAAAGUUUAAACGGAACAAUCUAACUGAACAAAAAUGAAGACAUUUGUUUUACUUCAGGCCAUGGCAGUUUGUGCAACACAAGGGUUCCUCAUUACAGCGGCGGAGCCGUGUCAGAAUCCCCCGGUCGCUGCUAACUUCUCACAUGCGGGUUAUAAUGGGCUGUGGUACGAAAUAGGAAAAAUGCAAACUCCGGGUGGUGCCGCCUUCGAAAAGGACUGUGUGUGUACAACAAUUGAUGUUAGGCCAGUUAAAGGAGCCACAAAUGGAGAUUCUACGGCCAUAAAUAGCUGCAGAAAAUUAGCACCUUCGGGAGACUUUUUAAAUGCUACAGGGGAUUUGGUCAAUGAAGAAGUACCAGGACACUGGAAAGAAAGUUUCUUCCCAUUUACUCCAAAGGCUGACUAUAGGAUUAUCUACCUUGAUGACCAUCUUGCUAUUGAAUAUGACUGUACCAGCGUUCUGUGGAUUACCAACUACUGUAUACAUCUUCUUGCUAGAACGCCGACCAUAAGUGAUGCUGAUGAAAAGAAACUAUUAGAUUUCGCCAAUGGUCUGUCCCUAAAUAAACAAAAUAUCCCGUAUAAGAAGACGCUCCAGGACGGUUGCUGGUGAUGGAAAGAAGUAGUUUUUGUUGUGAUAAUUCGUAUCGUUAUGGGCUGUGACAGAAUUUUACUGGUGUUUCCUAAAACAUAAAGACGCUCCUCUGUCCUUCAUCAAUACACCGCGCAAAUUAAAUGUAACAUACAUGACAAUAUGAUAUUGCAAUGUAUAUGCACUUUAUAUUUAUUUUUUGUACAAAUUGAAAUAUAGUUUUCUGGUGUACAAUUUACUUGUUAUUCAUGUUACUUUAAUUUCUGUUUUUAU
Molecule: messenger RNA, 920 nt
Organism: Mercenaria mercenaria
Lineage: Eukaryota; Metazoa; Mollusca; Bivalvia; Venerida; Veneridae
Product: apolipoprotein D-like
Exons: 5
Coding region: 90-668 (192 amino acids)
Source: RefSeq, a predicted model, not a curated record